This is a messenger RNA of Tachyglossus aculeatus (Australian echidna), 2925 nucleotides long. RefSeq names its product CD6 molecule (gene CD6). Lineage: Eukaryota; Metazoa; Chordata; Mammalia; Monotremata; Tachyglossidae. The annotation marks the transcript as partial. The transcript has 12 exons. Gene Ontology annotation, cellular component: membrane. The record is from RefSeq and is a predicted model, not a curated record.
UCAGGCCAAAUCAGCAACUCGACCCUGCUGCCCCUGUUGCUCGGCGGUGGCGACGAUGGCGGCCGCGAGGGGAAGAACGGCUCCUCCUCAGAGCCAGGGAAGCAGCCCCUCCGGCUGGUGAACGGAAUGAACUCGUGCAGCGGGACAGUGGAGAUCCGGUACCUGUCUUCCUGGCAAGCCGUCUGCGAGGAGCACUGGGACUCCAGGGCCGCGGAGGUUGCCUGCCUCCAGCUGGGCUGUGGAGGGGCAAGGAAGGAGGGCCUCCCAAAUACCCCCACCCCCAACGGGCCAGCAGGCCUCCCAGUGACCUCGAUGCCCAGUGGGCUGGCCGGCCUCCCAGGGACCCCCACCGCCGGGGUGACAACCCCGGCGGAGAACGGCAGCGCUGCCCUUGAGGGACCAACGGGCUCCUUCCUGUCCGUCCAGUGUGCUCAGGACAGGUGGGAGUCCUGCCAAGUGCAGCCCAAGGCCUGCCACAGCCGGAGGGCAGCCCGCCUGGUCUGUCAGGCGAGCAGCGCCCUGCGGCUGGUGGACGGGGGCAGCCGCUGCGAGGGUCGGGUGGAGCUGGAGGAGCAGGGCAGUUGGGGGACGGUGUGUGACGACGCCUGGGACCUGGACGACGCGCGGGUCGUGUGCGGGCAGCUGGGCUGCGGCUGGGCCAUCCGGGCCCUGGGGGGGACCCACUUCCAGAAGGGGAAGGGGCCCAUCUACCUGGACGAGGUCAACUGCUCCGGGAACGAAACCUCCUUGGAGGACUGCCCCGCCCGGAGGGACCACGACUGCGGGCACAAGGAGGAUGCCGGAGUGAUCUGCUCAGAGCACCAGGCCUGGCGUCUGACCAGAUGGUCGGACGCCUGUGCCGGGCAGGUGGAGGUCCAUUUCCGGGGCACGUGGAGCACAGUGUGCGAUGGCACCUGGUAUCAGACGGAGGGGACCGUGCUGUGCCGCUCCCUGGGCUGCGGAGCCCUCACACAGGUGGUGAAGGGGUUGCCCCACUACCUGACGUCGAGAAUCAACUACCAGUGCUCCGGGGAGGAGGCCACGCUCUCCCAGUGCACCUGGCACUUCAACAGAUCCCACAUUUGCCACCAAUCCCAGGCAGCCGGAGUCAUCUGCGCGGGUGCGGUGAACGGAUCCGCGGUCACGGAAAUCAACCCGAACACCCAGCCCAUCACCACGGAUCUCCCUGAGAACCAGACUUUGGCCAGCGGCUCCCUACGGGAACAGAUCCUCUUCAUCACCUGUAUCUCCCUGGGUGUUCUCCUCUUUGGGCUACUCACCAUCUUGGCUUUAAUCCUCGUGAGGAUCAAAGGGAAAUACGCGGUCCCACACAUGGAGAAUCACAACCAGCAGGCCUCUUCUGCCACCACCCUCUCCCCCAUCCCCACCACCACCACCUCGGCAGGAGCCAACAACUACCAAGAAGUUUCCAUCAUCGUUCCCAAAGAAGCACCCAAGCUGCCCAUCCAGGUGCCAGCCCCACCCUCUGAGGACUCUGACUCUGACUCUGACUAUGAGCAUUACGACUUCAGCACUCAGCCCCCCGUGGCCCUCUCCACCUUCUACAAUUCCCAGAGGCACCGGGUGACUGAGGAUGAAGUCCGGGAGAGCAAGUUCAGGAUGCCAACCCUGGAGGAAGAUCCUCCCAAAGGGGCCCCCCUGCAUCGCCCCAGAAAUGACAGCGAGUCCAGCACAUCUUCAGGGGAAGGAUACUGUAACAGCCCCUCCAGCAGGCCGCCCCAGAGGAGCGGCCCGGCCUUCCCUGCCGAGAGGGCUCCGUUCCUGGGCCAGCUCCCGAUCGAGGAGCUGGCCAGGUCCCAGCAGCCUCUGGGUGGUUCUCCAGCAGUGCCCAAGCCUGACAGCAGCUCCAGCACCUCAUCUGGGGAGUGGUACCAGAAUUUCGAGCCCCCCCAGCCGCCUCUGCCCCCGCCGCCACCACCACAGGGGCAAGAAGGGGAAGAGGAGUCGUGCCAAUGCUCAGAGCCUUCAGGCCCAGUGGCGACAGGCAGCUCCUGGGACUGCUCCACUGACGACGACUACGACGAUAUCGCCACGGAUGACAACUAGAGCCAGAGGGACCAGAAGGCCCCUCUCCGGACCCUGCCCCGUCCACGCUCCUCCCUCCUCCCCGCUGGGCAACCUGAAGGAACACGGCAUUGGCGAAAUCUGCUCCGACCAGGCAGCAUUUUAGGAAGGAAAGGGAUAAGGCACACUUACUCCCCAACCUUGGCCUGCCCGGCUGCCCCCAGUCGGUCCCCAGGUCGGUCUCGGCCAACCCCAUUCCCAGAGCCCACCAGCCCCAGGCCCUGGGUGGGCCUCACCCUCCGGCCACUCCCAGAGCUGGUGGGCAUUGAGAGAAGGCACCGGGCCCUCUACCUGGACUGCCUGGAGAUUCUUGGUUCCACACAGACACCCUCCCCCCGGAAUCCCCCAGUCCCCUCUCCCAUCCCCAUCAGGGACCUCUGCCUCUCGACCCUAGGGUUCCAGUUUUGUAGGGAGAGGAGGCUCAGGGCGUGCCACCUCUCCACCCUUCCCCUAAAACCACCAGGCUCCUUCCCGGGGCAGGAACGUGACCCUCUGGCCGCCUCUGUGGGGAAUGGAUCUCGGGAGAAGAGCUUUCUUCCAGAAGUCCCCACCCCAAGGACAAGUCUCCCAGGUGGUGGCCGACUGGGAAUUCCAAGGGGACCGACCUCACAGCGGGAGGGAUUCCACUGGAAAAUGCCAGGCUGGGUGCGAGCACUUCAUUGGCUGGAUGACCGGGCCCUGUCACUGCUGUUGACCUGAGGAAGCUGAGGACGUUGGUCCCCUGCAGAGGGUGACCUGGACUCACAACUCGCCAGUGGCUAAUGCGCCUUGGCUCCAGGGAAGGCGGUGGGGCCAGGGAGGUGCCUCUUUGGGUCCAGGCUUCCAGAAACAUCUCGCCAG